UACAUUAACUAACAGGUUAGUCUCAGAAAGGACUGGACUGCACACCUCUCACGCUGCUUUACUGAACGCACACCUAGACUGGAAUAUGUGCUUCUUGAGCCAGGCGAACUUCAGAGGCCCAUGAACAUCGAGGUUCAACUGCUCUUCAGCUCAUAGGCUUCUCUGCUCAUCUUUUUCUCUUUAUCUGCUCCUGUGGAUCUAAGGCUCUACAUGAUGAGCGACGGCAAACAGAAACCACAGGGCAGCAAAAAAGGGCCCAAUGUCAAGCCGAAGUUUGACAGCAAGGGCAGCUUCAACCUGGGAACUUCAGAGCAACGACAGAGACAGAAGCCUGUUAGGAGAAGCCGCAGCAAUGAUGUGGAAAACCGGCGUCGAGAAAGUAGCCGAGGUAGAGAACGGGACCGGAAAGAGGGAGGAAGGCAUCAGCGGGGUCGCAGCGAGGAAGGAAGGAGGAGAGACCGAGACCCUGAGCCUGGACACCACAAGACCGAGCAACCCAGAGACGACCUUCAGGACACAGAGUGCAUUGUGUGCUUCUGCAGCUUCGACAACGUCUUCAAAGCUCCAAAGUUACUCUCCUGUGGACACACAUUCUGCUUGGAAUGCCUGGCGCGCAUCAACGUGAAUUCUCCAGAGAUCAAGACGUUGACUUGUCCGAUCUGUCGGGAGCUGACGGAAAUCCGACAUGGCCGAGAUCUACCACAGUUGGGAAAUAACGAAGACAUCUUCCGCAGACUACCAGCUGAGAUGCAACGGGCGCUUUCUGUGCGAUUUAAACGGAGCAAGGGCAAACUCAUUCUCAAGAAUCCUCCACCAAACAGCUCCAUUAAGACUUCCUUAAAUUUGCCGGUGUUGAAGAAGAAAGAUGAGCAGGCUGGCGGUAACCCGCUUGGAGUCAUGGAGCAAGGUCUUGGCCAGGCGACUAUGAUCGAUGUGGGAAGGCCGCCAAGCAGGAUGAGGGGUCGCAUGAGAAGGAUAAUUUAUUCCAAUCAGUGCUAUUAUGCCAUUGUUGCAGCCAUCAUCACAAUCACUGUGGCUUUAAUGCUGGUGGGCAUCUUCACCUUUGUGGUGAUGCCCUUUAUGCAUAAACCAAUGAGACCACUCCAGAACCAAACUUCUCCAGAUACAAUGCCUUGAGAGAUGUGGAAACUGACAGCGCUCAGGAAGGAUGACGGGCAAAGCAAAACAAGCAAUUCUUGGUGGAGCCUGUUGCAUUGAACACAACGCAGCAUUUUUUGCUUUUGUGCAAGAUGCUUCAGACAGGCUCGAUAGGAAUGAACUGGAAAAACUUGAACAUAUGAUGCACUGAAGUCUAUUGAGCCCAGACAUAUUUUACACAAGCUGAGACAUUGUUUUGCAAAAGUCUUUAAGAACAAGAGUCAGCAAUGACAUCUAUUCUGACCAGUGAUGAACUGUGUUUUCCAAAGUAUAAAUUAAUGGAAAUUUAAAAAAUAAAAGUAUAUUUAAUUUUUUUUAAAAGGGCUGGAUAAUAUUAAAUAAUAAUAUUAUCAUACAAUAUUACUAUGCCAUUUGAUUUCAUGAAGAAUUAUGUAUUUUCAUGUAUUUCUUGUCUGUAUGGUUUGUGGUAUUGAUGCUAAAGGACAAAAAUGUGCCAAUGCAAAUCACCUCAGUCUAAAAAUGUGCAUUGCAACACUAAUGUACGCUCAUAAAUGUUCUUUCUUAUGUUAGAAAUACAUUUGUUAGAAAUAGAUACUUCUUUGACAUAUGCUGCACAUAAUGUAAAUAAUAUAAUCUGAUAUAUAUAAUUAUAGUUUGUUCUUUCUUUUUUUUUUAUUCUUUUGCACAAAUGGGAAGAGGCAAAAAGUGGAAAAUAAUAAAUGGUUGA
Messenger RNA from Cyprinus carpio (common carp), 1846 nucleotides. RefSeq names its product ring finger protein 183 (gene rnf183). Gene Ontology annotation, molecular function: ubiquitin protein ligase activity. The record is from RefSeq and is a predicted model, not a curated record. Gene Ontology annotation, biological process: protein ubiquitination. NCBI's taxonomy places the organism in Eukaryota, Metazoa, Chordata, Actinopteri, Cypriniformes, Cyprinidae.